Molecule: messenger RNA, 1871 nt
Organism: Oryza brachyantha (malo sina)
Lineage: Eukaryota; Viridiplantae; Streptophyta; Magnoliopsida; Poales; Poaceae
Exons: 3
Coding region: 216-1379 (387 amino acids)
Source: RefSeq, a predicted model, not a curated record
CCGUCGUCGUCUCGUCUCUCUCACGUAACGAACUCCUCCCCGCCGCCGACGAGAGAUGGCCGCCGGCGAGCGGCCACCGCGCGAGGAGUGGUAGGACGUCGUUGUUGUGCUGUUGGUUGGUUGUUAAUUUGGGAGGGAGACGCACCCGCCAUUCUUGGUUUGGGAAGAGUGGACGAACGGUGGUUGGGUUGGGUGUGGGAGGGAUCGGUUGGCCGAUGCCGUUGCAGUUGAGGAGCCAGUUGCAGUGCGGGAUGGAGACAAGGCCGGCGCCGGCGCCGGCGAGGGCGUCGAGGUUUCGGAGGCUGCUGGUGCGGGUGUCCGCGGGGGACGCGAAGGAGAAGGAGGAGAGGGCGCCGGAGCCGGAGGCGGGGUCGGUGGGGUUGGACCGGAUGGUUCUAAGCUUCAUGGAGGACGCGACGACGGCCGUGGAGCGGCCCCCGCGAGGCGGCCGCUGCGGCAACUGCUUCAACGGCAGCGGCGGGGACGGCAGCAGCGACGACGAGGAGUUCGACUUCCUCCCCUCCGACUCCGCUGCCGCCGCCGCCGCCGCCGCUGGCGCCGCGUCGGCCUCCGCCAGCGACGCCCUGGAGGCGUUGAAGGGAUUGGUGCAGAGCGCGAGCGUGGCGGAGAGGAACCUCCUCGCCGACGCGUCCAGGAUCGCCGAGAGGUGCCGCAAGGGCGGCAAGAAGAAGGCGGACGUCCGCCGCGCCGUCGCCGACGGCCUCGCCGCCCUCGGCUACGACGCCGCCGUCUGCAAGUCGCGGUGGGACAAGACCCCCUCGUACCCCGCAGGCGAGCACGAGUACAUCGACGCGGUGGUGGCGACGACGACGCCGACGCGGCUGGUGGUGGAGGUGGACUUCCGGUCGGAGUUCGAGGUGGCGCGGUCGACCAAGGUGUACCGCGCGGCGCUGCAGGCGCUCCCGCCGCUGUUCGCCGGGACGCCCGACCGCCUCGGGCAGAUCGUCGCCGUCGUCGCGGAGGCCGCGCGGCAGAGCCUGAGGAAGAAGGGCCUCCACGUCCCUCCAUGGCGGAAGCCGGAGUACAUGCGCGCCAAGUGGCUCUCCCCGCAAUUCCUCCGCUGCUCCGACAAGCCGCCUCCGCCACCGCCGUCACCCCCACCGACACCGGUAUCACUCCCCAGCUUCUCCGGCGAGUUCGAGCUACUCUUGGACGGCAAAUCCCCGCCGGGGCACACUGCUGCCGCCGCCGCCGCCGCCGCCGGCGACGACGACAACGACGUAGACGGCAACAAGAUCACGGUGGUGGUGUCCCCAUCGCCGUGGCGCCCGGUGGAGCCGGAGACGGCGAGCAGGAAGAGGCCACCGCCGCCGCACCCCAAGGGGAAGGUGGUGACCGGGCUCGCCGCCGUGCUCUGACCGCGGCGAGAUCACUCGCUCCACUCCACUAGCUAAUUAACCAGCUCACGCCAAGCUCUCCUCUCUCCCCAAAUUUCAUUCUUUUUUUUCCCUUUUUCCAUCGCCUUCUUGAUCCGUCCGGGGCCUAGCUCAUGGUGUUUUCUCGGUUUUUUUCCGAUUUUUUUGGAAAAAGACAUUUGCAGAAAACACCUCCAUUUUUCUUUAUUUCUUUUUUAUUUUGGAAAAAAUUUUGGUUUCCACAAAAGGGAUGUGCAAGAAGCAGUAGCAGUGACAGCUUCUUGUUGCCCCCUAUUGUUGAGAAGUGAAUAUGAAAAGGAGAGAUGCAAUAUUACCAGUUGCUAGCUUAAUCAAAUCUUAAUUACCGUAAAAUAUUGCAAUGUAAUUACUGCUUUUAGGGACAUGGAGUAAUGCCAACCCUCAAAAAAAAUGCUCUAGAUAAAUAUAAAAUAAAUGAAGAUGAGAUGAUAUUUACUGCUUUUAUAACUAUUGAAG